Molecule: messenger RNA, 3442 nt
Organism: Rhinichthys klamathensis goyatoka
Lineage: Eukaryota; Metazoa; Chordata; Actinopteri; Cypriniformes; Leuciscidae
Gene: nexn
Product: nexilin (F actin binding protein)
Exons: 15
Coding region: 199-2790 (863 amino acids)
Biological process (GO): axon guidance; homophilic cell-cell adhesion; dendrite self-avoidance
Cellular component (GO): axon; plasma membrane
Molecular function (GO): cell-cell adhesion mediator activity
Source: RefSeq, a predicted model, not a curated record
UUUGACUCUCAGUCGCAUGGGAAGAGAAGACUAAACCUGUGCUUGGGGAUUUAGAUUUGAUUUUAGCAUUAGCCAACGUGAACUAAAAAAAAAAAAAAAAAAUCUUAUGAAAAACAAAGGGAGAUUAUCACUCUAAAGAAGCUUCAUCUGACGUAUCUUGCAACAGGCCCUGUCCCGGUGUGUUUGAGAAACAGCAACAUGACUGAAGUGAUGAGCAUGGCGGAUGUGUCAACAGACAUGACGCAUAUAAACAACACGGAAAACUUGAACGAUAUUGCUGAUGCUAAUGAUACAGAGAACACAAUCAAUGAUGAAAACCAUAAAGAGGAAACACAUGACAUGAGUUGCAUGACUGAAGAGGUGGAAAUGAACAGUGCUGCAGACGAACCAAAGGAGACCGAGUUACCAGAGAAGGAAGAGCCCAAACAGGAGACAAAGACCACCAGCAGGGCGAGAAAACGAGAGAGGGUUCCAAAAUCGAAUGAGGAAAACGUGGAGAAUGACGAAGAGGCCGAUGCAUCACAUAAUACAGAUAUGACAAAUUUUUCAGAUGUGGCACUAAAACAAGAGAAACUGCUUAAAACAUCUAAGCCUGUACAGAGAAGUUAUGUUCCCAAGGUGGGGAAAGAAGAUGUGAAGAAUAAGUUUGAGGCCAUGCAGAAAGCUAGAGAAGAGAGAAACCAAAAGAGAAGUCAGGAAGAGCAAAAGAAACGCAGAGAUCAGUACGUUAAAGAGAGAGAGUACAGUCGCAGGAAGCAAAUGAUAAAAGAACUCCUCGCCUCUAGCGAUGAAGAGGAAGAGGUGAAGCCGACGAAGAUAGAAAAAUCAUAUGUUCCCAAGAUUACAGGCAGUGUGAAGGGGAAGUUUGCAGAGAUGGAGAAACAGAGGCAGGAGGUGGAGAGGAAAAGAACAGAUGAGGAGAGAAAGAAGCGAGCUGCACAGGAGGCCAUAGAGAAGGCCAAGAUUCAGAAGGAGCUGGCCAAGAAAGCUGAGGAGGAAGGUGAUGACAGUAUUUUGGUUCGAGUAGUGCCUGCAAAAUCACAGAAACAACCAGGAAGGAUCAAGGUCAAUUUUGAGGACAUGGAGAAGAGCCGAGAAGAGGAACUAAAGAAGCGAACUGAGGAGGAGAAGAAGAAGAGAUACGAUGAGAACCGGCAGUCCUUCCGAGAGGCCAAGCGUCGCUCUAUGGUUGAACAGUUGGACGAUGAAGAGUUUCAUCCCAAAGAGAAGGAGCAGAUGACCCCUGGUAAACUGCGUCUGACCUUUGAAGAACAGGAGAAAGAGCGACAGGAGCAGCAGAGAAAACAGGCAGAGGACGAAGCCCGACGCAGACUGGAGGAAGAAAAAAAAGCAUUUGAAGAGGCCAAGCUGGGAAUGGCCCUGGAUGACGAGAACACUGAGGAUACACAAGGAGAGAAGGAAGAAUUCAGACCUGGUAAACUUCGCCUCAGCUUUGAAGAGCUGGAAAGACAGAGACUGGAAGAGGAACAUAAGCGAGUGGAGGAAGAAAGGAAAAGACGCAUCAAAGAAGAGAGAGAGGCCUUUGCCGAGGCCAGAAAGAGCAUGGUUGUAAAUAGUGACGAUGACAUCCUUCUGGCCAUGAUAAACUCAGACGGGGCCAAACCCGGGAAGCUGGCCAUCAGCUUUGAGGAUCUGGAAAGACAAAGACAAGAAGAGGAGCAGAAAAAGAAAGAAGAGGAGGCCAAGCGACGCCUGGAAGAGGAGAAAAAACUUUUCGCAGAAGCUCGCAAGAACAUGAGCCCUGGACUGGAUCACGAUAAUUUGACUGGAUAUGGAGUUAAAGAAGUGCAGGAUGAUGAUGGAACUCUGGUGCGGACAGAGUCGCAGGAAGCAAUGCACCCAGGGAAACUAGAAAUCAACUUUGAGGAGAUGCUGAAAAUGAAAGAGGAGGCAGAGCGGAAGCGCAAGGCGGAGGCCAGACGCCAGAAGAUGGAGAUGGAGAAGAAAGAGUUUGAACAGUUGCGACAAGAGAUGAGCGAGGAUGAGAUCAAUGAAAGCUCGGAGGUGGUGAGCACUGAGUACGAGGAGCUAACAAAGCUGAAGCGGACUGGCUCCAUCCGCGCCAAAAGCCUGAAAUCCAAGUUCGAGAAGAUCAAGCAGCUCACAGAGGAGGAGAUCCAGAAGAAGAUCGAGGAGGAACGUGCAAGAAGGAAAGAAAUUGACGAGAAAAUCAAGGAGAGAGAGGCAGAGCGCUGUCAGGAGGAUGAAGAUGAGGACAAAACAACUCCAAUUAAACCAGAAGACGUCCCGUUCAGACAGAAAGUGGACAUGCGAGCACGGUUCGAGCAAAUGGCAAAGACCAGAGAAGAGGAGCAGAAGAAGAAGAUCGAAGAGCAGAAAUUGCAAAGGAUGCAGUUUGAACAACAGGAAAUUGACGCUGCUCUCCAAAAAAAAAGGGAAGAAGAGGAGGAGGAAGAGGGUAGCAUCAUUAACGGCUCCGCCGCCUACGAGGAUGAAGAGGACCAUGCCAGGUCAGGCGCUCCGUGGUUUAAAAAGCCCCUGAAGAACCAGUCGGUGGUUGACGCAGAGCCUGUGCGGUUCACAGUGAAGAUCACGGGAGAACCCAAACCAGAGGUCACCUGGUGGUUUGAGGGUGAGCUGCUGCCGGACUCUGAAGACUAUCAAUACAUCGAGAGAGGCGAAACCUACUGCCUGUACCUGCCGGAAACGUUCCCCGAGGACGAAGGAGAGUACAUGUGCAAAGCCGUCAACAGCCGAGGCACUGCCGCCAGCACCUGCAUUCUCACGAUUGAAACUGAGGACUACUGAUGCUCUCCUUCUCUGGAACUUUCCCAGACUUUUCUUUUUUUCUUUUAUAAAAGUUCAUUUCUCACGGUAGGGCCAAAAACCGAGGAGGAAGGAGUGGUAUUAUUUUUUUUUUCCAUUCCUCCUGAAGAUAUGCUCAAUGAUGAAGUGCAAUCUGUUGUUUACAUUAGAUGCUGCACUCACAGUUAACAAAACAAAAAACUCCAUAUCUGGGAUGAAUUUGUGCCAAAACACAGAUACUGUUCCCAUGAUCUUCUAGAAUAAAUACAUAGCGUAGCUGAAAAAGAAAUCUAGUUAAUUAAAUAUAUUUUAGUUCAACAUAUACCCACUAUAUGACUCUGAGGAAGGAUUUCAUACCCAUGUCACCGAAUGAAUGAGACGUUACUUGAGAGUUUGAUUCAGUAUCUGUAAAGGGGACAGUGGUUGCAUUUUCUUUGUUAAAUUCCUGUAAGUACCUCUGUUCAGGCUCAGAUGUUUUUUUCCACUUUUUCCCAUGUUCUCAUGGAGCUUUCAUAACCCCAGAUGUUUCUAUGUUAAAGUGUAGUGAGUAAAUGAAAUGUAUAAACAGUGUAUGUAGGUUAGCAAGAGGUGAUUUUAAGUUUUAGGCAGAGUAUUUGUGUAAUGUAUAAAAUUAUAAUAAAAUUAAUGAAACGUG